Drosophila bipectinata is the source of this 1629-nucleotide messenger RNA. RefSeq lists its product as uncharacterized. Lineage: Eukaryota; Metazoa; Arthropoda; Insecta; Diptera; Drosophilidae. The record is from RefSeq and is a predicted model, not a curated record.
GUCAAUGAACUCCAAGAGAGAAGUGGGGCUUUCACUUUGAUAGGGGAGCUUUGAUUUUACACAACGAGUAUAAAAUUUUAUUUUAUUGAUUAUAGAACAAAGGAAACUAUGACGUGAGAGAUAUGAGAAACAUAUGGAUCAUGAGAGUAUUCCCAGGGGUCCACAAAUAAGAAUAACUGCGUAAUUCCACCAUCGUAUCUCUCCACCGACAACAAAAUGGCGGACAAAGUGCCCAAGGAAGGGCAUGCACUCGUCGAUGUGGGCCCUUAGAUGUUAGCCACUUCACCCGGAGGGCUCGUAGGUCAUGAGCUUGUCGUCUUGGCCAGCAUCGGCUCUUGUAUAUAAAUUUUGGACAAAAGAAAGACUUCGGUUUAAACCAAUUUUGGCAAGGCGGCGGCCAUAAGGUGACGACCACUCGAAGCGGCAACAUGGACCGGCUCGAGCACACUCUGCAGAUGCUUCUACUUCUAUUCUCCGGCACGCUCCUGCUGCCGCUGGUCUCAGGAUUCGGCAACGAGUACGUCCACAUCAAGGUGCAUGUGCCCAAGGAGGAGUCCCCGCCAGAACUGGAAAUUCCUCCGGCUCACAAGGUCAUCCACCACUUCCACCAUCAUCCGCAUCCCCACCAGCUGCUCCGAAGCCGCGGGGCCAGGCCCGGUGGAGGUCCGUCUCGGCCCAAGCCGAGUCCCUUGCUGGAGAGCGUCAUCCUGUCGGACCUGGACAAGCCGCUGCACAUGAGCGAGCAUGCGGACUACCUCAAUCACGCCAAAGAGCUGGCCGAGCACCUCACGGACGCGUACGCCAAGAAGGCCCCUCCUCCGCCCCCGCCUCCACCGAAAAAGAAGGUGAACACAUACACUAUCAUCGAGGAGAAGCACCGGCCGCACGGCUACGACUACGAGGAUCACCCGGAGCACAGUGUGGAGACCUACAGGGUGAUCGAGUCCCGUCCCAAGCAGCACGCUCACUCCCACUCGCACUCUCACUCCUACCACCACCAUUCCCACCAGGACGUAGAGGACGAGGAGGACGUCGGCUACCACUACCCCAGCAAGCAUGGAAUCGGUGCCUACGCCGAGCCUGCGCCAGUGGAGGAGCACCUGGAGCACGAUCUGGAGCCAGAGUCGGGCUACAGCUACUCACCGCCAGCACCGAGCCAUGCCUACAUUCCAUCCAGCCACAGUCACGGUCCCUCCCACUCCGGACGUGGCUCGAAGGCGAACCGAGCCCCUGCCUACACGUUGGAGGCCCCCGAGGAGUCCUCCUCAGGCUCCUUUGGGUACGACUACUCCCGACCCGUUUCCAGUGGCUCCAGUGACUUCCGUCCGUCGCCGCAGGUUCCAGUGGCGGAUGCCUACGGCGAGGAGGAACCGGCGGAGACCUACGGAGCUCCCCCACGACGCCGCCGGCCCUCCCUGGUCGACUGGCCGGAGUCCGCGGGCUUCAACGGAGCUGCGGCCGAGACGUACAGCGGCGUCGACAGCUACAACGUAGGCCAUGUACAGGGGUACGGUGGCUCCAGUGGCUACCAGUACAGUGGGCCCUACUUGUAGAGUAACUUAGAGAUAUAGUGCGCUAUGCCUAAGACGUAUUUAUUGAAUUUUUGUGUUUUUUUUUCGUAGCUCUGUA